GAAAAUUUUUGAGCCUUUGACCAGCCCGACUCGCACCCAUUCUGCGAGCUGAUCUGAGCAGGCGCCCCGGCCAUCUUUCCUCCCCGUCAGCGCCCGCUUCGGUUGCCCUCGACUACCGGACCCUUCCGUCUGCGUGCUCCCAGCAUCUGACUCGACGCCCGUCUCCCGUGAGCACCGUUCGUCUCUUCCUGCGCCGGUCCCAGAUCGAUCCAAGCGACUCUUGCCCAUCCGACUCGCCUCGCCUCCCCCCUCCCUCGCAAUGUCGUGGCAGCCCCAGCAAACCGGCCUCCAUGAGCUGGCCGAGUUGCUGAAGAAGGCCAAUGCGCCCAGCACCCAGGUUAUCAAGCACAUUGACCAGCAAUUGACACACUUUCACAACACCAUUCCGGAUUUCAAUAACUACCUGGCCUACCUGUUUGCAUUCGUUCCCGAGGCCGAGGCUUCGACGCGCCUCAGCGCCGGCAUCAAUCUCAAGAAUGCCCUCAUGAAGUCCUUCGACACCGUCCCCGCUCCCAUCAUGGACUACUGCAAAAACUGUGCGUUGGUUGCCUUGUCCGACAGCGAGGGUGUCAUCCGAAACAUUGCCGGCAUCAUCAUCUCGAACUUGUUUACCCGCGACCCCACCAAGUGGCCGGAGCUCCUGCCCAAGCUGCUCAGUCUCCUGGACGACCCAAACGUCAAGACUGUGGAAGGCACUUUCGGCUGCCUGGAAAAGAUCUGCGAGGACUCUUGCCACGCUCUCAGCAACGAGGGCCAUGCCCUCUCGGUCAUGAUGCCCAAGUUUGUCCAGCAUAUCGAUAACCCCGAUGCCCGAGUCCGGCGCCACGCCAUUGCCUGCGUCAACCAGUUCAUCCUGCUCUCCAGCGAUCCCUUCCUGGCCGUCCUGGAGGACUUUAUCAAUGCCCUCUACCGCCACGCCAACGACACCGACCCGGAUGUCCGCCGCUUCAUUUGCCAGGCCUUUGUCAUGAUUUUGGAGGUCAAGCCCGUUGCUCUCCUUCCCCAGAUUGAGAACAUUGUCAGCUUUAUGCUCUUUUGCACCCAAGACGCCGAUGAGCAGGUUGCCCUCGAGAGCUGCGAGUUCUGGCUGGCCUUUGCUGAGCAGGAGAGCCUGCUUGAAUACCUCCGUCCUUUCCUCCCUCGAAUCGUCCCUGUUCUGCUCAAGGGCAUGGUCUACAGCGAAGAGGACCUGAUCAUCUUGACGAACCAGGACGAAGACGAUGCCGACAAGGCUGAUGAGGACAAGGACAUCAAGCCCAUCAACUACCGAUCCCAUAUUCGCCGCCAAGAGCAUGUCGCUGGGGCCGAGUCCAAGGCUGACAACGAUGGCGACGACGAUGAUGGCGACGACGACGAUGAUGAUGAGUUUGACGAUGACGACGAUGAUGACGAGGUCUAUGCCGAGUGGAACUUGAGAAAGUGCAGCGCCGCCGCCCUCGAUGUGUUUGCUACCGUGUUCGAAGACUCGCUCUUGGAGCACCUGCUGCCCCAUCUGAAAAACGAGCUCUUCAGCCAAGACUGGACCCACACCGAGUCCGGCAUCCUUGCUUUGGGUGCUGUUGCCGAAGGCUGCCAAGACGGCAUGGUUGCCCACCUCCCUGCGUUGAUUCCCUUCCUGCUCCAGCAGCUGCUGCACCCCAAGCCUCUUGUCCGUGCGAUUACAUGCUGGACCCUGGGCCGUUACUCAAAGUGGGUCGUUGAAAUUCCCGAAGGCGUCGAUCCCAAGGCCCACCACUCCGCCUAUUUCGUGCCCAUGCUCCAGGGACUUCUCCACAUGGUUCUCGACAAGAACAAGCGUGUCCAGGAGAGUGGGUGCAGUGCCUUUGCCACUCUUGAGGAGGAAGCCGGCGAUUACCUCAUCCCUCACCUCGACAUCAUUCUGCAGACCCUGACCCACGCUUUCCAGUUGUACCAGAAAAAGAACCUCUUGAUCUUGUACGAUGCUGUGGGCACUCUUGCCGACUCUGUCGGUGCUGCCCUCAGCAACGAGCGCUACGCCGGCGUGAUUAUGCAGCCCCUGAUUGCUAAAUGGGAUACCAUCAACGACGACGAUCGGGAUAUUUUCCCUCUGCUGGAGUGUCUCUCGUCAGUCGCCGUUGCCCUCGGUGGCUCAUUUGGGCCGUUCUCUCCUCCUGUGUGGCAGAGAUGCCUCAACAUCAUCAGCACCAACUUGCACCGUUUGCAGUUGGCUGCUCACGACCCCUCGCAGAUUGAGGUCAACAAGGACUUUAUCAUUGUGUCGCUCGAUCUCCUGAGCGGCGUCGCUCAAGGCCUCAACGUCAUGGUCGAGCCUCUUGUUGCGCAGAACAGCCAGCUCGUGAUCACCAUUCUCCUGCACUGCAUCAAGGAUCCCGUCCCCGAAGUGCGCCAGAGUGCCUAUGCCCUCCUUGGCGACCUGGCCAUUUCGGCCUUUGGCCAUAUCAAGCCGCACCUGAACCAGUUCCUGCCCGAGCUGAUCCAGCAGAUCGAUCCUGUCAGCGAUCCCACUCGCGUGUCGGUCUGCAACAACGCCGCCUGGGCCGCAGGCGAAAUUGCCCUGCAGUACCAGGCUGAAAUGCAACCCUGGGUCAACGAGCUCUUGGGCCGUCUUAUCCCGCUCUUGAACGGCCACACGACCCCGAAGACCCUCCUCGAGAACGCGGCCAUCACCGUUGGCAGACUCGGCCUGGUCUGCCCCGCCAUGGUUGCACCUCAUCUUGCCGUCUUCAUCCACCGAUGGUGCGAGGCUCUGAAAGACAUCCGAGACAACCUCGAGAAGGAGAGCGCCUUCAUGGGCCUGUGCAAGAUGGUCGAGACCAACCCCGCUGGUGUCCACGAACGCUUCUUCGACUUUUGCGAGGCCAUCUCGUUGUGGCAGCGUGUUUCUCCCGAGUUGAACGAUUACUUUGGCCGCCUGCUCCACCAAUUCAAGACCAACAUGGGCGACGAGCAGUGGACCAAGUUCCUUCAGUCUAUUCCUCCCGUUGUCGCCUCCAAGCUUCAGUCGCGCUAUCAGCUUUAGGUCUAAUGCCACCCCCAUCCCUUCCGACACAGCGCGGGCUCUCGGACCACAGUGCCUGGUGUGGCUCAUGUGUUUGGACAGCUCCCAAUAAAAUGAAAUGGUGCUAGCUACGCAACAUUCUCCCGG
Molecule: messenger RNA, 3127 nt
Organism: Polychytrium aggregatum
Lineage: Eukaryota; Fungi; Chytridiomycota; Chytridiomycetes; Polychytriales
Product: armadillo-type protein
Exons: 16
Coding region: 260-3001 (913 amino acids)
Biological process (GO): protein import into nucleus
Cellular component (GO): nucleus; cytoplasm
Molecular function (GO): small GTPase binding; nuclear import signal receptor activity
Source: RefSeq, a predicted model, not a curated record